CCUUAGCAUCGCCAGAGUAACGCGCAAAAGGCAUCAGUUUACACACCAAAGUUCAGACGAUUUUUCCGCUUUGUGUUUUGCACCGAUCUUCCAUCGUCCUUGGCAUCAUUCUUGUUCCGCGCUGCACUGUCGACUCUCUUGGCCUUGGCGCCCUUGCUGCAGCAGUCGUUCAACUCUGGGCGUUCUUGGUAAAGAGUGGGGCACAUAGAGUUUUCAGCACCACCACGUGAUUUUCGGAACGGAACAAGUUCAGCAGCAACAACACACCGACCUGACCGUGCCUGAGGACCCUGCCAAGCAUUCAGCGACCGAGCACGGAACCAUGUCGGGAAUCUCGCCGCCCACUCAGGCUCCGGCCCAGGACGGCACCAAUGCCGCUCCGGUCCCGGCGGCCCCUGCUCCGGGAACCUCGAAUCCGGCGUCCAACGAUAAUACCCCGGCGCCUUCGACCGGAGCGACCGCGAGCUCUAAUUCAAGCUCAGGCCCGGAUGACAACCUGGUCUGCCAUUGGGGCGCCUGCAAGGAGCCCUUUACCUCGGCCGAGGCCCUCUAUGAACACAUUUGCGAGAAACAUGUUGGUCGCAAGAGCACCAAUAACCUCAACUUGACUUGCCAGUGGAACCAAUGCCGCACCACGACUGUCAAGCGCGACCACAUCACCUCGCACAUCCGCGUCCAUGUUCCCCUGAAGCCGCACAAGUGCGAUUUCUGCGGCAAGUCGUUCAAGCGGCCCCAGGAUCUCAAGAAGCAUGUCAAGACUCAUGCCGACGAUUCGGUUCUUGUCCCGGGCCGCAACCCCCAGGACCAGCCCGGCGCCAUGAACCCUAGCUACCGUCCUCACCCGGGCACGAAGCCUCCUUCCGGCUUCUAUGACCACAAUGGCCACAUGCGCGGUGCCAACCCGGCUCACUUCAGCCACCCCCACCAGAAUGGCCAGGCUAGCUACUACGGCCAGCAGCAGCAGGCGCCCCAGCCGGCGUACCACACCCCCAUGUACUACCAGCAUCCGAUGGGCGGCUCCCGCCCGGACUACAUCGGCCACCAAGCCGCGGGUUUUAACGAGGCCGCGCGGAAGCGUGAGACAGACAGCCUAAACGAGUUCUUCGGAAACAUGAAGCGCGCUCAGAUCGACCCGCGCUCGUAUAACCAGAUUGGCCGCUCGUUGAUGCCCGUUCACUCGUCCCUCGCCAUGUCUGCCGGCGGUGGUCUGGCCACCGAAUACAUGCCGCAGGCCCCGCACACGCUCGGUGUCGGUGCUGCUUCAAACGGCCCGCUGGCGCAGCACUACUACCUGCCGCCCAUGCCCAAUCUCCGCACCAAGGAAGACCUCCAGCAGAUCGACCACAUGCUCGAACAGAUGCAGUCGACCAUCUACGACAACUCGGGGUCGCCCAACGCGUCCUAUGCGCCCGUUGACAUGCGCCACUCUCCCACGUAUGCGACCCGCCCGGCCGUCGACGGGUAUGCCGUCACGGCUGCCCAGGUCAUGUCCCCGCUGAGCGCACCGACCCACUCCGCCGGCAACACACCUGCCGUCACCCCGCCGUCGAGCAACAUGUCGUACACGUCCGGCCAUUCCCCGACCGCUUCUUCGGUCGGCCUGUCGCCGUCGUCCCGCCACAGCUCCGCCUCGGUCUCGUACCCGAACCUCCCGAACCGCCCGAACCUGCCGUAUCCGUCGGCCGCCGGCCUCGGUUCGACCUUUGCCCAUAACGAGCGCCGUCUCUCCGGCGGCAUGCUCCAGGGCUCACGCCGCGACGGCGACCGCACCCCCACUCCCAAGGGGCCCGACGGCGCCGCCGUGAGCUCGCCUUCGGAGGAGUCCGAGGGCGGCGAGACCGAGUCGUACGACGAGUGGCUGCAAAAUAUGCGCUCCGUCGACUUCCUCCGCGCUUACGUGCGUACCCGCCUCGAGCGUCGCGAGUACGAGGAGGGCUCGGACGACGGCCGCGUCGACAACAGCCGCAUCGACCCCAUGCUCGUCGACCGCAGCCGCGAGCCGCGCGUCAGCUACCCCUCGCUGCCGCCCAUGCAGUGAGCGGCGACGUGAGCGAGCGGUCCAUGCUCAUCCAAGGGACGUGGUUCGGAACCCGGCCUCAUGCCUCAAGGGUUCCUCUCACAUCCCAUUUCUUUCGUUUUCUGUUUCGCAAGAUACCUCUUCUCUCCAGUCUGUCAUGUAACAACUGGGACCUUCUCGCUCGACUGGCCCGCAGCGUGUGGGUUAGCGGGACGAGGCCUAAUGAUUUCUGUCGCUUCACAGCUCCGUUAUCAAUGACCGGUUAUUCUGGGGCGCAUUCGCUUUUCAAUGGCUUCCCGGCUUCGAGCCGCAUGAUUGUAUGGGUCUGGUUAUGUACACUACCGGCUUUGGGGUGUUUUUUUUAGUUGCUCUUCACUCUGCAAUUCAAGGUCUAACUAAAGCCAACUCUGUGUGUUUUUUGUGGCUUGGCGGGCAGGUAGAAAUUGUCAAGUAGAAGUGAAGCAAUUUUCCGCGUUAAA
Molecule: messenger RNA, 2496 nt
Organism: Chaetomium fimeti
Lineage: Eukaryota; Fungi; Ascomycota; Sordariomycetes; Sordariales; Chaetomiaceae
Exons: 3
Coding region: 323-2038 (571 amino acids)
Biological process (GO): positive regulation of transcription by RNA polymerase II
Cellular component (GO): nucleus
Source: RefSeq, a predicted model, not a curated record